Messenger RNA from Zea mays, 1979 nucleotides. RefSeq names its product la protein 1. Gene Ontology annotation, biological process: RNA processing. Gene Ontology annotation, cellular component: ribonucleoprotein complex; nucleus. Gene Ontology annotation, molecular function: mRNA binding. The transcript is spliced from 10 exons. Lineage: Eukaryota; Viridiplantae; Streptophyta; Magnoliopsida; Poales; Poaceae. The record is from RefSeq and is a predicted model, not a curated record. The coding region runs from base 174 to 1577 and encodes 467 amino acids.
GUUUUGGAAGGAGUUAUGGGCCGGGCCGGUAGAAAACUACACGGAGAAAGCCGCCGCCGCCGCUCCUUCACCCGCGCCAGCGCUGCUGCUAAAACCUCCCGACUAAACCCUAGCAGCGGUUCCUCUCCAGUCUCCAGCAGUCCAGCUCGAUCGCGAUCGGAGGCCAGAAAUCCAUGGCCGCUCCCGCCGCCGCGCCGCUCGACGAGGGCAAGGCGAAGAAAGUCCUUCGCCAGGUCGAGUUCUACUUCAGCGACAGCAACCUCCCCCGCGAUAAGUUCCUGCGGGAGACGGUCGAGCAGAGCGAUGACGGAUUGGUGAGCUUGCCCUUGAUAUGCUCCUUCUCGCGGAUGAAGUCCCACCUGGGGCUGGACGCAGAUGUCAAGCCCGAGACUGUGCCGGAGGAGACCGUGCUUGCGGUUGCUGAGGUGCUCCGGCCUUCUCCUGCCCUCCGCGUAUCGGAGGAUGGAAAGAAGAUUGGUAGAGCUAGUGAACUCUUGAAGCCAGAUGAGAUCAUAGAACAAGUAGACUCUAGGACUAUUGCUGUAUCUCCGCUGCCUUGCAAUGUAAAGCAGGAAGACGUCCAAUCUUUUUUCACAAAUUAUGCAAAGGUAAACAGCGUGAGACUUCCACGCAAUAUUGCCAACAAAAAACACUUCUGUGGGACUGCUUUGGUUGAGUUUUCUGAAGAAGAGGAAGCAAAAAGAAUUAUGGAGACUGCUUUAGUAUUUGCAGGGGCAAAUCUGGAAAUAAGGCCAAAGAAGGAGUUUGAUGCUGAGCAAAAGUCCAAAAAAGAAGCAUAUGAAAAGACACACCUUAAAAAGGACAACCAGUAUGAAGGCUAUCAAAAAGGCCUAAUUGUGGCCUUCAAAUUGGAGAAGGCCACAGCUGAUACUGUAGUGCAGCAAGAUAACAUAGAUAAAGAGAAUGACUCUGCUACGAAAUUAGAUGUUUCCAGUUCCAUGGAAAAACCUUCAGGCCAGGGGCCAGAGGAGUCUAUCCUUGAGAGCGAUGUUAUUAAGCAAGGGAUGUCCUCAGAUGACAUGACCAAAGAGAAAGAUCUAAACACUGGGGAAGCUACAGAAUCUGAGAAGUGUAUUAGUGAUGUCCCCAUAGAAAGUGAUAAACAUGGUGAUAGUGAACCAUUGAGCAGGGAAGGCAAAAUCAUUUCUGGCAAUGUGAAUGUGAAGAACCAAAUAUCGAGGGAGGAUCUAAAAGAAGCAUUCAAAAAAUUUGGAGCUGUCCGGUAUGUGGACUUCAGCAUCGGAGAUAAUUCAGGAUACCUUCGCUUUGAAGAUUCUAAGGCAGCUGAAAAAGCCCGCAUGUCUGCAGUACUUGCUGAUGGUGGCUUGAUAAUUAAGGACCACAUUGUUACUUUGGAGCCUGUGACUGGUGAAGCUGAGAAGGAUUAUUGGGACACAAUCCGCAGUAUUCAAGGAAAGUACAAGGAUAGUAGAAGCUACAAGGGAAGGGCUUCAAAUAACCAGAGAGGAGGAAAGCGUUUCAACGCGAAGCGAGAUAGAAACCCAGACUCGGAGAAGAAUUCUAACAAGGCUCGGAAGGUUGAAGCUAUCGCAUGAGGUUAAUUUAGGUACCUUAGCUCGACUAAAGAAGUAACAUGUUAUGCCAGCAUGAUCGACUUCAGUACUCUCCAAGUUUCUAGAAUCGACUUGUUUUUUAGCUAUCGUUUUCAUUUUGGUCGUUUUGCCACCUUAUUCGAUGUUCGUCCCUUAGCUAUAAUCCUUUUGUAAUGGCUUUACUGUGAUGCGAGGGCUCACCCGAUGGCGUGUAAUUUGAGCACACCAAGCUUAGGCUUCCCUUGCGAAAGGGUGGAAGCCUUUCUAUUCUUUCACUAGCAAAUAUGCAGUUAGGGCUUAUUCGGUUAUUUCCAUUUCUAACAUAGCCUAAAGCUUAAGGGCCGUUUGGAUCCCUUGCGGCUGCUUGCUUUAGGAGGAUGGGCAAGAAAUUGUGUUUGGUUUGUU